Malurus melanocephalus (red-backed fairy wren) is the source of this 2223-nucleotide messenger RNA. RefSeq names its product pyridoxal phosphate binding protein (gene PLPBP). The record is from RefSeq and is a predicted model, not a curated record. Gene Ontology annotation, cellular component: intracellular anatomical structure. Lineage: Eukaryota; Metazoa; Chordata; Aves; Passeriformes; Maluridae. The transcript has 8 exons. The coding region runs from base 27 to 857 and encodes 276 amino acids. Gene Ontology annotation, molecular function: pyridoxal phosphate binding.
CGGCCCCGGCGGGAGGGCGGGAGGGGAUGUGGAGAGCGGGCAUGGCCGCCGGGGACGGGCUGGGCCCGGCGCUCCGCGCUGUCACCGAGCAGCUGCAGCAAGCGGCGGCGCGCCGGCCGCAGGGACUCCCGGCCGUGCAGCCGCGCCUCGUGGCCGUCAGCAAGACAAAGCCGGCCGAGAUGGUGAUGGAGGCCUACAGCCACGGGCAGCGCAGCUUCGGCGAGAACUACGUCCAGGAGUUGCUGGAAAAGGCAUCAGAUUCCAGAAUUCUGUCAUCUUGUCCGGACAUCAAGUGGCAUUUUAUUGGCCACCUGCAGAAAGGCAAUGUCAACAAACUGAUUGCUGUCCCAAACCUGUUCAUGUUGGAAACUGUGGAUUCUGUGAAACUGGCWGACAGAGUCAACAGCUCGUGGCAGAAAAAAGGAUCAUCUCAGAAGCUGAAGGUCAUGGUGCAAGUGAACACCAGUGGGGAGGACAGUAAGCACGGCCUUCCCCCCGGGGACACCACUGCUGCUGUGGAGCAUGUCAUCAACAAAUGCCCCAGCCUGGAAUUCGUGGGGCUGAUGACCAUUGGCAGCAUUGGCCAUGACCUCAGUAAGGGCCCAAAUCCUGACUUCCAGAUGCUGCUGUCCCUGCGACAGGAGGUGUGCCAGAAGCUCAACCUCCCUGUGGAGAAGGUGGAGCUGAGCAUGGGCAUGUCCACRGAUUUCCAGCACGCAAUAGAGGUUGGAUCUACMAACGUCAGGAUUGGCAGCACUAUUUUUGGAGAGAGGGAUUAUUCCAACAAAGCYAUGGGGGGCAAAGACCCCGCUGGAAAUAAAGGCCAAGCAGAGGCUGUGACAGUGCAGGGGCACUAAAGUGAAACAAAAAUGGCCUCAUUUGAGGAGAGACCUCGCUGUGGGACACCUCACUAUGCAUUUUACCUCCCUCUGUGUCGGCACCCGAUCCUGAUGGUGAGAGGGAAUUCCUUGGAGCAGAGGCCAGAAAUGCCUCAUGAUCAUUGUGAUUGUAGAGCACCCCAUAGAAACUGGAAAUCUUCACAACCAACAAGGAAAUUGAGGGUUGGAAUGGCUGUGGGUCAUCAAGAGACAGAGACUUUGGGGUUGGAAAAGCUGGGUUUGUCAGGCUGGGUAAGGUGGGUGUCACUGCAGCAGUUUUCACUAAGGACUAAAUUCUUCAUUCAACACAUUAUGAUUUUGCCAGAAACCUCUAAAUGUUCCCCAAAUACAAGUUGUGCACGUGGGAUGGUUCCACAGGAGCUGGGAUAAGGCCAUGGUGUGACAUGUGGGUAUGGAAAAGGGGACAGGGACGGGCACAGGGGACAGUGAGGAGCUCACGGGUGAGCUUUGGCUGCACAUCACAAAUGUGGGAGAGUCUUUUUGGGCUCAGUUUUGACCUUUUCAGGCUGACACUACUUUUCCCAAGUCUGCCCAGUCYAGGAUCCUUUCCCCCUUCCCGUCCUUUCCUUUCCUCCUUUGUUGUUUGGAAUUAUUUUCAUCCUGCCCGGUAGUUUUGCUGCUGUUUUUUGGUCAGAAGUGGGGUUUUCUGMCAGCCCCCUGCUCUGCCACCAGCUUGCUGCUGCUUUGCAAGGUGAGUCCCUCAUGGUUUGGUGCCAUCCCCUCUGCCCCCGUGUGAGGAAAACAAUGCUUGGCUCAGGGCAGCAGGGAGCUUCACUUGGGAAAAUACUUCAGAAAGGGAAAUGUUAUUGUCCCACUGCGUUCUGGGUUCMUGAAAAAAGAUCCUUUGGUCACAGAGAGAGCGUCUAGGCUGUGUCAACAUGCUUUCCUGCUCCUGGAAGAGGGAAAUGGGACUGUCACUGCAGUGAAUUUCUUUCAGGUGAGAGCAGAAGCCCCUGAGUUGUCCUGAGUUGUUUGGGCAGUCCCACAAUCUGUGUCACAGCUCAUUUUGGGGCUUUUGUGGCUGCUCAGAGGAGGAGAGCUCAGCUGCCAGCAGGAACAUCCUCCCCAGGCUUUGCUCCGUGUGUGUGUGUGUGUGUGGUUAAAUCUCGCUGUUGGUUUCACUCUAUAAAAGCUGAAUGUAAAUGAAAAGAGUCGAUUCCAGCCCCAAGCUGUGGCAGCUCCGUGGUUCCAGGGCCSUGUGGGGUCGGAGCUGCCCUCCUGCACUGCACCAUGUGUGGUUCCAUAGUCUAGUAAUAAACCGUGGUGAGUUUGGAUGCCAUCUGUGCCAAUCAAAAGCUAUUAAAGAUGUUAUUUUUAUGUCCCA